GAUAAUUUUACAAUUACAGAAUUUCAAUGUAGGCGUAUAAAUUUCCAGGAAAUUGGCAAAUCUAUCUGGUUACACUCAAUCAUGCUUAUCCUUGAUGACAUUUAACACUCACAUUUAACACAGAUUGAAAACACCAGGAUACUGGUCCAGCCAAGGUAUUUAAGCACUACUCAAAUCAAACCCUAGAACAGGCAGUUUCUACAGCAGGCAUAAUAUUUGAAGAUGAUGUAUGAAGUACAAGCAGCAAUAUGUAUUGUAUGCCUAGUUUUGAGUGGAUAUGGCAAAGGGCAAUGUGCAGGUUCAGACCAAGUUUCCUGCACAUGUUCAUGCCCAUCUGUGACCCCCAAGGUCGUGGCUUUCUCAGUUAUGAGGACCACCCCCAUGGGACCUUUGAAUGCCGACACCAUCAUCAGCUUUGAUAGAAUACUAUCUAAUACAGGCAGUGGCUUUAACCAACAGACCUCCAAGUUCACAGCUCCACUGUCAGGUACCUAUGUUCUGUCAAUGUCUGUGAGUUCUACAAAUAAUGGGUUAUCAUGGGUACGGAUGUACAAGAACACUGAAAACCUGGUAUCUGUACAUGCAUAUGGCAAGCCUUAUGCUAUGGCAUCUAACCAAGUGAUUGUGCCACUGAUGGAAGGAGAUACAGUAUGGCUGGAUUUGGCAGCAACUUCGGCUAUAUUCGGCCAAGGUGGUCCAAGGAUUUACAAUACCUUUUCUGGGUUCAAACUUUAAAAGUUACCAGGCAGAAAAUCUAUUUCCGAGAAUGUUUCACAUUUUCAGACAAGCUCGGCAAUUAUAAAUACUUUAAAUUCAUAAUCUAUAAAUACUUUAAAUUCAAUCUGGCUGCACCUUCAUGACUGUUGAACCUUUUAUUGAUAAGAGAUUAUUUUGAUGUCCAAUGUU
Messenger RNA from Lingula anatina, 906 nucleotides. RefSeq names its product complement C1q tumor necrosis factor-related protein 6-like. The record is from RefSeq and is a predicted model, not a curated record. Gene Ontology annotation, molecular function: protein binding. NCBI's taxonomy places the organism in Eukaryota, Metazoa, Brachiopoda, Lingulata, Lingulida, Lingulidae.